AUGCCUCCGGUACAUGAACGAGGCCGCCGCGCGCGGGCGCAGCAGCUUCACCGGCACGCUGAUCUGCGGCGACCUCCUGGUCGGCGCCAUGGCGCACUCGUGGAGGGCCUCACGUCGCUCUUGUUCCUCUGCGCCCGCGCCGACGAGUACGUCCGGCCGCCGCCCAGCCCGCUCGUUCUCCUCGCGCAUGACAAGCCGGCGUCACAUCCUCAGCAGGUACACAUCUCAGUCGUCGGGUCCGACGGCAUGCGCGUCUCGUGGGUGACCGACGACCGGAGCGCGCCGUCGGUGGUGGAGUACGGCACGUCUCCGGGGAAGUACACGGCGUCCGCGAUGGGCGACCACACCACGUACCGCUACUUCUUCUACAAGUCCGGCGCGAUCCACCACGUGACCAUCGGCCCACUUGAGCCAAGCACGACCUACUACUACCGGUGCGGGCGGUCCGGCGACGAGUUCAGCCUGCGGACGCCUCCGUCCACCCUGCCCAUCGAGUUCGUCGUCGUCGUCGACCUCGGCCAGACGGGGUGGACGGCGUCGACGCUGUCGCACAUCGGCAGCGCCGACUACGACAUGCUGCUCCUGCCAGGCGACCUGUCGUACGCGGACACGCAGCAGCCGCUGUGGGACUCGUGGGGCCGCCUCGUGCAGCCGCUGGCGAGCGCGCGGCCGUGGAUGGUGACGGAGGGCAACCACGAGACGAGGCGGAGGCCCUGCCGAUCCCCGUGGUGGAGGAGCUCGUCCCGCCGUUCGUCGCCUACAACACGCGGUGGCGGAUGCCGUACGACCACAGCGGGUCGGCGUCCAACCUCUACUACUCGUUCGACGCGGCGGGCGGCGCGGCGCACGUCGUCAUGCUGGGCUCGUACGCGGUGUUCGGGGAAGGGUCGGAGCAGCACCGGUGGCUGGAAAAGGGACCUGGCGCGCGUCGACCGCCGGCGCACGCCGUGGCUGCUGGUGCUGCUGCACGCGCCCUGGUACAACACGAACCAGGCGCACCAGGGCGAGGGCGAGCGGAUGCGCGCCGCCAGGGAGAGACUGCUCUAUGAGGCCCGCGUCGACGUCGUCUUCGCCGGACACGUCCACGCGUACGAGCGAUUUACGAGGAUCUACGACAACGAGGCCGACAGCCGGGGCCCGAUGUACAUCACCAUUGGCGACGGGGGCAACAGGGAAGGCCUUGCUCUCAAGUUCAUCAAGGACCACAAGUCGGCACACCUGUCGGAGUUUCGGGAGGCGAGCUUCGGGCACGUCCAGCUGAGGAUCGUCAACGAGACGAGCGCCGUGUGGACGUGGCACCGCAACGACGACACGUUCGCCACCGUUCGCGACGAGGUCUGGCUGGAGAGCUUGGCCGCUGCAAAUCCAGGCCUGGCACCACCCACCGGUCGUGACAUUGAUAUGAGCUCUAGAAUGCUGCAGGAUUAG
Miscanthus lutarioriparius is the source of this 1428-nucleotide messenger RNA. The record is from the annotation of a GenBank genome assembly. Lineage: Eukaryota; Viridiplantae; Streptophyta; Magnoliopsida; Poales; Poaceae.